This is a messenger RNA of Clonostachys rhizophaga, 2148 nucleotides long. The record is from the annotation of a GenBank genome assembly. Lineage: Eukaryota; Fungi; Ascomycota; Sordariomycetes; Hypocreales; Bionectriaceae.
AUGGCAGCCCGUUUCGUCGGCCUGCAUAUGCGGGUGGUUCUGAGGGAGCCUGCUGGGUACCAGGUAACUGGUACCGUGAGAGAUGUCGAGGCUGGAAGCAGCCUGACCCUGAUCAACGUGUUCGUGGCGGGAUCGAACGAGUGGUCGCCCGAGACGAAAAUCGAUGCGAGCAACAUCGCCGACCUUAGUGAAGUCAAGAUAGACCCUCAGCAAGCCUACUUCGCCGCCGCGCAAGCCCCAGAACCAGUAGUCAGCACACCGACGCAGGCUUCCCACCCCCAUCUCGAUGACCCUGCCAUUCUCAGCGUCAAACGGCCUACACAGCCAGCAGUGGCUACGAGCUUCCCCAGCGAAGGGGAGCUGUCCCCGACUCUGCUGGAAAUGCUUGACGGCAGUGACUCACCAGGUGUGCUGCAAGGCAUCCACGUGAACCGGCGGCCGAGGUCACAGUCUCCAGCCGUCGAGGUCGCAGGGCAUAUCCCGUUGGAGCGCCUGCACUUGGUGGAGGCGGCGGCUGGGGUAGAACUUACGAAACCGUCAGACUCGGAAGAACCCACGAACAAUGCAAAGCAGCAGCAGCGGAAACGGAGAAGGCGGCCCAAGAAGCAGGUUCUUCCACCGGGACAGGAUUCGGACACAGCGCUCGAACACUCCCCGGCGAGCAAGCCGCAGCCGAGCGGGCGAGGCAAAGGCUGGAGGCAGACACCGAUGUUACAGAGCACGGCGGCGUUUCAACCCUUCACAUCGUUGAAGCGUCUGUCGCGGGGCCGGAAGGGGAACGGUGACGGGAAUGGCUGGGCCUCGGAGGAUGUGACGGAGGAAAUGGGCGAAUUUGAUUUCGAAAACAACCUGGCCAAGUUUGACAAGCGGACCAUCUUCGACCAGAUGCGGAAAGAGGAUCAGAUCGACGAGGGCGACCGACUCGUCUCCCACAACCGCCGACCGAAGCCAGGGACGAACGGAGGCAAGAAUCUGCAUUACACGGAAAACGUGCUUGAGAUCCCGACCGCCAUCGCUAAGAACGCCGGCUUCUGGAACAGCGAGGCGGAUGACCCGCAUGCUGUCAACAGCGGCGAGAGAAACUCCGGCCGGGAACCCAGAGCAUCCAGCUUGCGUAGGAACGAGAGCAAGCGCGGCGUCUCACGGCGGUCGCAGUCCCGCAAGGCUAGCCAGGUGGUCAUUGGCGCCCAGCCACUGUCAAGGGUGAACUCCGCGCAACGAUCGAAUCGCCCUGGGCUUUACAUCAUCUCCUCCAACCGUCGACUGGAAACGAUAUCCUCGCUGCAGAUGCUGAACCUGGAGAACAUUGCGGCGAACGAGGUUGGGUUCACGGAGGAUCUCAUGGCCGAGAACUCAGGGCGAGGUAUAGCUGAAGUAGCCCUGCGAGCUCUUGCCGAUCCCGCCGUCAAAGUGCGGUUCGAAAUGGCGGGCUGCGAGGCGUCGCUGGACAACUCAACGACGGUGAUUCUGGCAGGCAACAAUAAGUCGAGCGUGCGGGCAAUGGCGGCGGCUCGGCACCUCCGCAACAGGAACAUCGAUGUGGUUAUCUGCAUCGUGGGAAUCGAGCGGGAACGUGAUCUGCUCGAGGAUCUCCGGCGGCAGGUUGACCUAUACAGAGCCUUUGGUGGGAAGGUGAUGAGCAAGACAGAAUUCUUCGAGUACCUACGGAAGAACGCUGCGUCGGGGACUCGGAUACCCAUCUCACUCAUCAUCGAUUCCCUGCUGGGCCUCACCAUGUCGUUUGAGGAACUGCGGAUCGGUGAUCAAGCUACCGUGUACGAGCUCAUGGAGUGGGCGAACCGGAACGAGGCGUUUACGCUGUCCAUAGACAUCCCGUCAGGCAUCGAUCCGACCUCUGGCAAGAUUGCCAUCAUUGACGGAACGCCACUAUUCGUUAAGCCACGAUAUGUGGUCGCUAUCGGAGCGCCAAAGCGGGGUCUUCUCGAAGCUGUCACGCCCCCAGACGAUGACGACGAGACGGCUUCAGUCGCCCACGAGGACAACUGGCGACUGUUCGUUGCCGACAUGGGCCUGGGGAGCUCGGUCUGGAGAAAAGCAGGGACGAAGAUGCGGCGGGGCAUCGAGUUCAAUGGAAACUGGGUGCUCGAGAUGCAGUACCGCGCGUUCGGCCACAGCUCCGGCGAAUAA